Molecule: messenger RNA, 1603 nt
Organism: Seminavis robusta
Lineage: Eukaryota; Bacillariophyta; Bacillariophyceae; Naviculales; Naviculaceae
Source: the annotation of a GenBank genome assembly
AAUGACGACGUCAACACCAAGGAGGCUCUCAUCACACACCUCAGUCUGGUUUGGAUGCAUGUACCACAGCACAACCAAGAGACGUCUACAGCCAUUAUUAUCCUAAUCAAUUAAAAGCCAUGUUAAAGAGAAUAUCCAAGCUGUCUUCGGCAGUGCCUCUUGAUCCGGCGGCAAUAUCUUCAGUUCUCUCGGCCAUCCGUUCAGAAACACUGGAGGGAGGUUACCAUGAUGGUGACGACGAUGAUGAUGAUGGCAGAUAUGACUUUGUCACCAUUGGAAACUUGAGUUAUCAACGUUCGGCCGUAUGUGAUGGGUGUUUUUGCCCUGCUUCCUGUCCUGACGAAACAACCAUUAUCCGGCGAAUUAUCCGAUGGGUAAAGAUCAUUGCUCGUAGUAAGCACGGUAUGACAGUGGUCUGUGGCAUCCUGCCGUUGGUGCUGGGUUUGGCUAUUGGGUUCUACGUGGGAAGAAGGUGGGAGCAGAAAAAGAAAGGCGACGAUGAAAAUAGCAGUAUGCAAGCUGGCAUCGUGCAAUCCUCCUUUUCAUGGAUGACUCGAGUUUGGCGCCACCAGUUGGCAACUCUGAGAAUGCUGCAGGCUUGGGCUGCCAGCCUGGUCCUCUUGCUCCUGUUUACCACCUCCACUUGGAACUCCCAACAAGAUGAAAAAGACUGUACCAAAAUGAACAUUUUACAAUCUACCUCUACUGAGGAAUCAGUACUCAUUACAGAGGAGGAAAGACGGGAGCAGACCCAAUUGCGAAGGCUAAAAGACCCCAGUCGAUACCGCCAAAGUGGUGUUGAUCGGGAUGUACUUCCCCAGCACAUUGCCUUCAUUAUGGAUGGGAAUCGACGAUACGGAAAAUCAAAAUACAAAAGUGUUUCUCGGGGGCAUAUGGAUGGUGGUUACAAGCUCAGAGAUAUGGUUCACUGGUGUCUCGAAGAGUGCGUCAGAGAAAUCACCGUCUAUGCCUUUUCGACUGAAAACUGGAACCGGUCUCAAGCAGAAAUUGAUGCCCUCAUGUCCAUCUUUUGCCAACAAUGCGAAGAGUUGAGGAAAGAAUCCGUGAAACUUCAAAUAGUUGUACGAGUUUUAUCCACCGAUGCUGACCCGAUACCACACCACGUAAAAGAAAAGCUCAAACAGCUCGAGGAAGAUACAAAGCACUGCCAAGGCAACUUGUUUCUCAAUGUAUGUUUGAGUUAUGGAAGCAGGGGUGAGAUCGUUGGAGUGUGUAAAAGCCUUGCAGAGGCUUGCCGUGAUGGUGAUUUGGCCAUUAACGACAUCAACGAGCAGGAAGUGGAAUCUCGCUUGCUGACACGAAACAGUCCUGCCCCCGACAUCCUCCUCCGCACAUCCGGAGAAGAGAGACUCAGCAACUUUCUAUUGUGGCAAUGUGCCUACACGGAAUUCUUCUUCCUGUCGAAGCAUUGGCCAGAUCUAGAAAAGGAGGACCUGAUAGGCGUCCUCAGGAGCUAUGCUCUUGGCAGAAAACGCAGGUUUGGCAAGUAAGCAAUGUGUCAAUCACUCCGGUAGAAUUUUAAAUCUCAGAAUUCUCUAGUCAGCUGGUCUUUUUUUUAAAUAUCGGUAGGUCAAUCGAGCGC